AAAAAAAUAGGCAAUUAUAACGUCUCAGUUUCAUUCCUGCAUUGUAAAAGUAAAGAGCGUCGUCAUGAAGCAUCACAUGAGUCGUAAAACGAAAAUUGCCACAACAGUCUUUGUAAUUUUUGUUAUUGGUUUAGGCGUGCUGCUCUGGUAUACAUAUCGUCUAGGGGAUACAUUUAGCGGCGAGGAAGAAGAAGAGGAGUACUUAGCAACUGGUGCAAUUGUAACAAAUGUCGAAGAAUGUACGUAUAUAGCUAGGUCAAUAUUAAAAUUGGAUGGAUCCGCUGUCGAUGCUGCUAUUGCUGUGACAUUUUGCUAUGGAGUUGCACAGCCGCAAGCUAGUGGAAUUGGUGGGGGAUUUUUAGCAACAAUUUUUAUUAAAGGUCGUAAGAAAAUUGAGACAUUAAAUGCACGAGAAGUCGCACCAUUAAAAAUAUCAGAAGACAUGUACAAAGAGAACCUAAAUUCAAGUUUUGAAGGUGGAUUGAGUAUUGCCGUACCGACGGAAGUAAAAGGAUUAUGGGAACUUCAUCAAAAGUAUGGAAAAUUGUCAUGGAAGACGCUUAUCAAGCCGUCAAUCGACCUUGCAGAGAAAGGUUUUACAGUGCCUUCUUAUCUAGCGAAAGUAUUAAUAGCACGUGAAGAGAAGAUAAGAAGCAUUAAAUUAUUCAGAGAUUUGUACAUAAACCCGGCGACAAAUACAAUUUAUCAUGAAGGUGAAAAGAUGACGAACCCAAAAUUAGCAGAGACAUUAAAAAUAAUUGCCGAAGAAGGUGUCGAUGCUAUAUAUAGUGAAAAAGGAUCAUUAGGUCAUAAAUUAGUUGAAGAAAUUCAGGCAAACGGUGGAGUUGUGUCAAUGGAUGAUUUCACAAGUUACAAUCCAAAAUGGGGCAGUUCCGUUUCAACAAAAUUAUUUAAUGGCGAUACAUUGCACACGACUCCAAUUCCAUCAUCCGGAUGCUUAAUACCAUUCAUCCUAAAUAUCCUCGAAGGAUAUAAAUUGUAUGAAAAUUCUUUAAAAUAUCACGAUGAGAAUAAAUUAAUUUACCAUCGGAUUGUGGAAGCUUUCAAAUUUGCCUUUGGCGAGAGGACUAAAUUGGGUGAUGUUUUAAAUGCUGACGUUGUUGAAGCGGUCCGUGAGCUUCAAAAUGUUGAUUAUGCAAACCGCAUUAUUACAUUUAUUAAUGAUGAGCACACAUUUAAUGACACAUCGUACUAUGGCGUAAAGGGUCCAGUUACUGCUGAUUAUGGCACGGCUCAUGUGUCCAUUUUAGCGACAAACGGUGAUGCUAUAUCUUUGACUACUACAAUUAAUGUUAUCUUUGGGUCAUGGAUUAUAUCAGAAAGUACAGGCAUUGUCUACAACAACGAAAUCGAUGAUUUUUCAAUUCCUUCAGCAUCAGAUGGCUUAUUAGAGUCUAUAGCAAACUCAAUUCAACCUGCAAAGAGCCCAAUGUCAUCUAUGGCACCAAUUAUUGUACUUAAUGAAAAUCAUGAAGUAACGUUAGCUGUUGGUGGAUCGGGUGGCAUUCUCAUUAUAACAUCAUUGGUGCUUUUUUUGGUCAAUUUCCUUCAGCUCAAUCAAACGAUGGAAUCUGCUCUUGCCUUUAAACGAUUCCAUCAUCAACUUGAACCGAUGUAUGUGCGUUUAGAGGACGGAUAUGAUCGACCGGAUAUAGUUUCAUACCUGCAUGAAAAAGGUCAUGAAACCAAAACAUCCUCCCCCAUAGUAUCUGCAUUCGCAUCAGUUAUUGCGAUAUCAAAUCAAAAUGGAAAGGUUGAGACAGCUGUUGACCCAAGGAGAGGAGGAGGAAAAGGCGUGUUAAUUGAGCCGUAAUUUAAGUUAAUUUUGUUGUAUUUUUAAGGAAAUAAAUUUAGAAUACCUUGAUAAGUGCUAAUUUACUGUUUUUGAGAUAUUUUUGGGCAUGAUUACAAUAACAACGAGCUGGAGUUGAUGAAAAUGAAUCUUGAAGGUAUUUGGAUGUUUAAAAAUAAAUUUUGGCGUCAAAUUUCAACAAUAGAUGAAGUCUGACGCAUUCUGAAACUCUAUAAGAUUCCUACAACAUCAUCCAUAUUUUGAUAAUCUUCGUGAUAUCUACAAAGUGUAGUAAUUGCACAGCGAUGUUCUGCAAGUGACCCAACAACAUAGAUAGUUGAAUAUCAUACCUCAACCUUAAACUUAAUAUUCAUUUUGAUAAUAAAUUAUUCAAUAGGAAAAUAUUUUCUCGAAUAAAUUAAAAUCGUUUUUUUCCAUCCAUUCUGAGACAAAGAAUAGAACAAG
Molecule: messenger RNA, 2278 nt
Organism: Chironomus riparius
Lineage: Eukaryota; Metazoa; Arthropoda; Insecta; Diptera; Chironomidae
Source: the annotation of a GenBank genome assembly